AUGGCGAAGCGUGGAAGUGGAGGCAAGACUUGUGCGGCCGGUGCUCCGGGUCAAAUAAGUUGUACGAACAACUCUUAUAGUUCUGGCAUUUCGAUGCACAUAUUCCCCAAAAAUGAAAAAGUUAGGGCUCAAUGGGUUAAGUUUGUGCGGACUCACAGGCCGGAUUGGGAGCCCACCGAAUACAGUUAUCUGUGCUCAUUGCACUUUAACGAGAGUUGUUUCACCCGCCUGAGGUUAAGCACCCUAAUGCCUGCCGAAACAAGCGAGGAAAACGGCGAGAGCUCCGGACCAAGCAACAAGCGGUUUCAGGAAAAACGUGUGUUAAGCAAAGGAUCGGUGCCGACAAUUCACUGCGCCAAUAAAAGCGCCAGAGAGGAAAGAACCAAGCGACCGCGAUCGAAGGAGAUCGAACGCGGUAAGUGUCCAAUCCAGUUAUUGUGUUUUCAAUUUUCACAACAAGCCUGUUAUGUUUGUCUUUGGUAGUUUCAGUGGUAGUUUUUGAGAAAAACAAAGAUCAAAAAAUAACGAAAUAUUUGAUCAACUGAAGUGUAUUUUUAUCGAAAUCAUCGGGAAAUCCUCAACAACUCGGCCGGACUGAGGUGCUAAAAAUUACGAGUAAGACGAAACAAAAGGCCUUUCAGUGAUCACUCGACGUUCUUUGCAAUGCCUAGCAUUUGGAAGUGCUUUUACAAAGAGUAAUAUCUCCACUAAACUUGCUCCUUAAUUAUAAACAAUUGCAGCAUUUGCGGAAAUCGAAAGGGAAACCGAGCGUAAAGUGGAGCGCCAGGGGCAGCAAGUACAGUGCAAUCAUGCGAGGACCGUGAAGACGAGGAGGGAGAAUUCAGCUACGAUGGUGACUUGUCGGACUUGUCCGACCAAGACGACGUGCUUUCUUUUAGUCUUGACACCGAGGGGAGUGGCCUGCAAUAGAGCUACCCAGGCAAAGCCUAAAAUGAGAUCCAGACAGUCACAGACUACACUUGGAGAGUGCCGAAAGUGCGCUGAGCGGAAAAUGCAAGUAAGAGUCCUGCAGAAGCGAAACGGGAAAUUACGCUCUCAGAAGAAAAAAUGGAAAGAACAAGCCACACUAAUAAAUGUAAGUGCUAUUUUUUAUUUCUUAUUCCUGGUACGUAAGAUAGAAAGUAAUUCUCAAAUACCCCUCCCCAACCACCAAGUCAUCCUCUCGUGCAAAACUGCAGUACCAUGUGGAGGGUUUCUAUCUUUUAUUCAAAAGGUUUUUUUUAGUGACAGUUUUCUUUAUCACAAUUAUGUGAUAGUAUGACUCAAGCAGCAGUAAAGAAGAAUUAGAAGAGGAAGGAGAGGAAGAAGAGGACAUGGAGGAGGUAGAGACAGAAGUGGAAAAUAUUGAAUGUUUGGAAGACCCUGGACUGGAGGAUACAGAGAAUUUAACAGAUGAAAAGGAAGACGAUCCAGACUGGCAUUGUCAGAUGGAGGAUAAGGGAGAUGAUGAUAUUGACGCCGACGAUGAAGAGACGGAAAGUACACCGAUGAACAAUAUCAGGCAAGAUGUUAUGAUUUUUAUUGGUCAUUUGGUACUCAUCCUUCCUUUUUCGUGCUCAAGAAGCUAUAGCUUGUUUCAUAAUUCCAUAUCCCUUGCUCUUACAUUUAACAAUUAUUAUUACUGCCUAAUUUAUUGCAGUAUUUGUAUUUUUAUAACAUCCAAAGUAAAUUCUGCAAAAUACUGGUCAAUAAUUUCAGGGCUGUUGCUAAGGAAAAGUAACCCUCCUGUAGGUCAACUCACAUGAUACUUUUUUGGGUGGAAAUGUACAGAGAGGACUGCCGAGAGCCUAAAGUUGGCCUAAUUAGUUAAUCACUCCUUUUUUGUUUAAAUGGCUCAAUUUGCAAACUGUUUCAAAUUAUUUGAAAUUACAAAUGCCAAGUGCUAAUCCCUAUAACCAGUAAAUUCUUCAGUCUCCUUUGCAGCUGGCAUGUGUUUUUUGCUAAACUCUCCUGAGCAUUGCAUGAUUAAAUUUUGGCAGCUGUAAAAUAUUGUAGACUAGAAAAUUAAUUAACACGGCCUAUAUUUGGAUUAUAUUUUGUAGUGUUGACGAAGACAUCCCUUGCCAGAAGGAACCCAAAUUUAUUGUGUUCUAUACAAGGCUACUGGCUAUAUUCUCGAUUUUUUGUUUUAAAUGCAAGAGUGAAGGGCCAGACGUCACCAUGAAAAAGAAUGGCACCAUGGUAACAGUGAUGCAGAAUUGCAGAAAUUGUGGUCCUAACUCAUUUCUGUGGAGGUCACAGCCAAUGGUGCUUGGGCGAUACCCAGCAGGGAAUAUCCUGCUAAGCUUUGGAAUUCUAAUGGCAGGGGCAACUGUUAGUAAAGUGCUCCUGGUUCUAAAACACAUGGGCAUUUCUGUAUACAAUGCACGUACUUACUUUGUCCACCAGAGCAAGUUUUUAUUCCCAGCCAUUCUGACCUACUGGGAACGAUACAGGUCCAAACUGGUGAAUCAGAUUAAAGAAAAGGGAGAGGCAAUUUGGUGCGGAGAUGGCAGAUUUGACUCCAUGGGACACUCUGCAAAAUAUGGAGCGUACACAAUGUUCUGUUGUGCAGUUGCUAAGAUUGUACAUUUUGAGCUGGUUCAGGUAUAUUUUCAUUUAUAUCUACAAAUAUAGAUAAGAAAAACAACCAACCUGUCUUCCUGGCCCCUAUAGAAAUAAAAAUCUGGUAUUUCUUGACACCUAGAUCCAUGUGUGACGGACCACAUAAGACUCGUUAAUAGCCUGAUAUAAUUAUUGAUUAAAACUUUUGCUGAAUGGGAAAAUCUGCCACUACUACACAAAAAUUGUAGGAAAUAUUAUCUUUGAGUGAUAAAUGUAUAUUUUUUUAAUGUUAGGCAAACCAAGUAAAGAGCAGCAGUGACAUGGAGUUAAAGGGUGCCCAAGACAGUUUUGCCUUCCUAAAAGCAGCAGGGUUAAAAAUUCAUGUGUUCAUAUCAGACAGGCACCGUUCAAUUGCCAAAUGGAUUAGGGAGCAUGAGCCAGCAACCAGACACUUUUUUGAUAUCUGGCAUGUUGCCAAAUCAGUAACAAAGAAGUUACUUCAAGUUGGAAAAGAAAGUGGCUGUGAACUCCUUGUGAAGUGGCAAAAGGCCAUAAAGAAUCAUUUGCAUUGGUGUGCUACUUCCACCAAGCUUGGAUUUGGUGAGCUGAUUUUAGCAAAGUGGAAGUCCAUUAUUAGGCAUGUUUGUAAUAAACAUACUCAACACCCUGAGCCUCUGUUUAAACAGUGUGUCCAUGGACCUCUAUCAAGACGAUAUUGGCUAAAAAAAGGUGAGUUUUUGUGGGAACACAUUUUCAAGCAGUUCCAACCACCAGUUAAUUUAACUCUUUAAAGCUGGUAAUAUGUAUCACCUGUUUCAGUUCAGUUUAUUUCAACAAGGUGGUUUAUAAAUGUGUUUUAAAGGUGUUUUAGUUUGAAAAUGCUCCCUACCCCUCUUAGAGUCCAAGUCUAGGUCUUGAAUUGCUUUUUUAAUACUUGGCUUUAGAGGAUUCUUUUUAUGUUUAGAAUUUUUGAUGACCUGUUUGUAAAGGGUGUAAAAAAUUUCCUGAAACAACAAUUAAUAAUACAUGUCAGAAGCAACCUUUUUGUCUUAAAAAAAGAGAAACUAAUGUAUUGGUUAAUGUAUUUCAGGCACAAAUGUCUAUAACAAGAUGAAACAAAUUUUGAUGAAUACAAGGCUCCUUAAUGAUAUAAAAAAGUUGUCUAGUGAGGACCAAACAAGUUGCUUGGAGGGUUUUCACUCUACGCUGAAUCAGUUCCAUCCUAAGAUGAUAUGUUUCUCAUGGCUUGGCACAUACUGCAGGUAGGGUGUGUAAAUUGUUAUAUUGGACGUCAGAGGUGGAUGUCAUCUACCAACACUAGAGAAUUUUUACAAGAGGAAUCUUUUCUAACCAUACCCCCUUAAUAAUUGCUCCAAACAUUUCGUCCAAAACAAAAACUAAAUCAUUAGCUUAGGUGAAAGUGGCUGACAAGUCAGUUAAAUCAAACCUUUAUUGUUGUGUUUUUGCUUUAGGCACAUCUUAGCCAGUCUGCAUUUCAAUGAGAAUUUGUUGAGGGAACCGCAAAAGACAAAAGACGGAAAGGAGUACCUUUUAGUGACAUACCCUAAAUACAAGUUUGGAGAAGAAGUUGUGCGAGAAAUCAGAGUCCCUCCUACAUACAGUAAGUAUGGUUAUUUUUUAGAACUUUCAGUGUAGCCACAGUGGUGGUUCCCAACCAUGAUUUAUGGAAGAUGAAUGGCUCUUACAGGGUCCUACCAAUAGUUCAAGGGAAAAAAAUGCAGGGGUGGGUGUCUGGCUGUUACACAGAAAAACCUAGCAGAAAAAUUAUGGGGAAAUGGUGGAGGACUGAAAACCCAGUUUACCACUUCUGUGGGCAUUAAGCACUUUCCUAACAGUCCCCUCUUUUACCAGAAUAUGUGGAUGAGGUGGGAGAACUGGUGUUCAGCAUGCGCCUGGCUGAGAGGAAUGCUAUCCUCUUGAAAUACAAAACAAAAACCCCAGCACCUUUGAACUCACAGUUCACCGAGAGACGUAGAGCAGAGGCAGUGGAAAACUACAAUAAGAGAAAACAGAAAGAAACAGCGGCAUACCCUUCAGGUGAGGUUAUGUGA
Molecule: messenger RNA, 4637 nt
Organism: Porites lobata
Lineage: Eukaryota; Metazoa; Cnidaria; Anthozoa; Scleractinia; Poritidae
Source: the annotation of a GenBank genome assembly